Molecule: messenger RNA, 405 nt
Organism: Trichoderma citrinoviride
Lineage: Eukaryota; Fungi; Ascomycota; Sordariomycetes; Hypocreales; Hypocreaceae
Exons: 4
Coding region: 1-405 (134 amino acids)
Source: RefSeq, a predicted model, not a curated record
AUGCCCAUCGAUCUCCUCAGACACAUGCACACGGCAAUCACAGGGCCGAUUGCCCUGCAGAAGCCAGCUACACGGCAGUCAUCCUCGAUCAUCCUUGGCAGUGUCCUCAAGGUGUUUCUGCUCGUCGCUGCUGUUGAGAGGUUUGGUUCAUUGACAGACUUGGUUCGCCCUCAACGCACUCGGCUCAUUCGGUCGGUGGCAUUGAUGAAUGAAACGCCCAACGUCCACCGCACGUGGUGGCUUCGCCUCUUUGUGUUCUCGAUGAGUCCGUGCUUGUUCUACACAUUCCCUCUUCCUCGCAGCGCCUCGCUAAUGCCCAACUCGCACCGCAGCACAUCAACUGAUGCAGGUGCAUACUCACGUGUCGCUCAACAGGGUUCGGCGUUCUGUAUGCUUCACAUAUGA